This is a messenger RNA of Tachysurus fulvidraco (yellow catfish), 3090 nucleotides long. Its product is annotated as solute carrier family 46 member 3. Gene Ontology annotation, biological process: vacuolar transmembrane transport. Lineage: Eukaryota; Metazoa; Chordata; Actinopteri; Siluriformes; Bagridae. The transcript is spliced from 6 exons. The record is from RefSeq and is a predicted model, not a curated record. The coding region runs from base 193 to 1575 and encodes 460 amino acids. Gene Ontology annotation, cellular component: lysosomal membrane. Gene Ontology annotation, molecular function: transmembrane transporter activity.
CCAGGAUCAUCCGUAAACAGGAACAGUUCGUAUCGGCGCACACACACGGCUGUAUAAUUUAAGAAGCAUUUAGGUUUUUUUUUUAUUAUUAUCACAGAUGUGCGAUAUCGACAGUUUACUUCAUCAGACUCUGAGGUCGGCUCGUGUGCUUUGGAAGUGGAAGUGUGGAGAAAAAAACAGUGACUUGGAGGAAUGAAGGGUUUGUACUUGGUGGAGCCGGUGGUGGCUGUGUACGCCUUUGCAAGUUUUAUGGUGUAUCCUCUGGUGCAGCAGUAUGUGUACCGCCGUCUGUGGCAGCAGAUCACCAACACCUCCUACCCUGUUACAGACAAUUCAUCUCAGUGCAGCAACCAUUCCAGCCAUUAUGAAGAAGUGCAAAAAGCCGCCUCGCAGUUCUUCAUGUACUCAGAACUUUUCUCCAUGAUCCCCAGUCUCCUGGUGACCCUUGUCUUGGUGGCUUAUAGUGACCAGCGUGGACGUAAAAUCACCAUCAUUCUCCCACUCAUAGGCUCUCUGGUCUACUGCUUGUGCUUCUUAGCAGUGUCCAUUUUUGAGCUUAAUCUCUACCUCCUAAUUGCAGCAUCCAUACUCAACUCCCUCUUUGGGGGUGUAGGCACUAUUCUUGGUGGCUGCUUCUCCUAUGUGGCUGACUUAUUCGAGGAUGGAAAGCAGAAGAUGCUCCGCAUGGCUGGGCUGGACAUGAUGCUCGGGCUUCUCUCUGGCAUGGCGUUAAUCUCCACUGGCUACUUUUUACAUGCUGCAGGAUUUAACUGGCCCUUUUUCACUGCUGCCAUGUUCCAUCUACUAAAUCUGGUAUAUGCUAUCUUUGUUCUGGAGGAGAGCAGGGUGAUUGACAGUGCAGCAUAUGCUGAAACCAACACUCAUAUAUUCAGGAGGCUUACACUUGGGAUCUACAGCCUCUUUACCAUAGGAAGCAGGAGAAGGAACUGCCUGCUUGCACUCUUGAUUGUCAUCUUCUGCUCAUUCAGCUUUGCGUACUUUGGAGGCAUGAAUUUGGUCACGCUGUACGAGCUGAAUAAACCACUGUGCUGGAACGAGAUUCUCAUUGGCUAUGGCUCAGCUCUAUCCACAGCUGUUUUCGCCGCUAGCUUUGUUGGUGUGUACGUGCUGUCACGCUGCCUCUCUGAAAAACCCAUCAUCUUCAUUGGGAUGUUGUCCGUUUUCAUUGGCUUGGUGAUGAUGGCCUUCAUCAAGACCACACUUCUGAUGUUUCUUGUGAGGAUUCCCAUGCUCCUGGCUAUCAUGCCAUUUCCUGUUAUGCGCUCCAUGAUGUCGAAGGUGGCUUCGAAGAGUGAGCAGGGUGCACUCUUUGCAUGUGUGACUGCCAUGGAUAACCUGACCACUACCGUGGCAAAUGCAACAUUCAACUUUAUCUAUGGCGCAACACUGUCCUGGUUCCCCGGAUUUUCCUUCCUCCUGGCUGGUGUGUUCUGCCUCAUACCCAUAAGUCUGCUGGGAAUUCUUAGUUUCUUGGGGCUGGAAAUGUCUCCUGAAAGUGAGAGUCUCUUGGCAGAAGAGGAAACUCAACAAACGGACAACACACCUGUGGUCUAAAAGGGGAAAAAAAACCCAGUCUGUUUGCAACUGUAGUGUGCCGUUUGGCAGUGCUUUUAAAAUUUUACUUUUUGCACUUUAUUUUUUACUAGAGCCAUGACUUUAGGAAUGUUGUGACUAUAUGUGAAAAUAAGGGCAUUUACAAAAAAUGCUGACUAAUAGGGAAAUAUAAAUAUACUUAGAAGGGUACUAAUGGUCAUAUUGCACUUUUCAGUUCUUUGCAAGUUAUGUUUUCAGAAGAAUAUUUUCAGUGAACUUGUUGUAAAAUAUUUGAAAAUUAUAUUUAUAUGGGUUUUUUUCAACAGAAGAUUUUCUUUGAAUGAAAUAUGAAAAAAAAAAACAAUAUAGAAAUUAUAAUGUUAUUAAUUAUAAAAGAAACAAUAGCAAUAGUCUUUUUAUAAUAUGUUUUAUUAAGUGCCUUUAUGUGUUUAGGUUUGAAAUAUCAGAAGAAGGUAAUUUCAUUACAGUAUAAAGGGAUGGGAUGAAGUGUUUUGGUUCUGUCAAAGAAGAAAAAGCUUUAAUCUGCAGUGCUAUUGUACAACCUUUUAUUUGUUACUCAUAUGGUAAAAUAGAUGCAGGAGUUUUCAAGCUGUCUAAAAGUUACACAUAAUUUAAGGAGUAUUCGGUGGUUACUAUGUCUUGAUAUCAAGCUGCGUGUUUCUAAUCUUUCUAACGACAUCCUGGUCAAUCUUUCUUUCGCUUUUUUUUGUUUUACAGAAGGCUUGCCUCUGUUUCAAUAGGUCAAAAAUAGGCUAAACAGCUCAAACAGCUUAUUCAAUAAAUUUGGAGUGAAUAUUAUAUAUUAAAAUAGAAAUAUACUUGAAUAUUUAAAAUAAAAACGCUAAUUUCUGUUAUUCCACUAGGGGCAGUAGAGCUCGGGCCCACAAACACCUAUAGACGUAAUGUGUAUAUUCAAUUCUGUAUUAGCUGAAAAAUCUGACACUAACCUCAGAAACAUUGGAUUCUUUUUGCAACCUUUUUUCUUUAUUUUUACUUUUUUCUAAUUUUGCUCUAUCUAUCUAUCUAUCUAUCUAUCUAUCUAUCUAUCUAUCUAUCUAUCUAUCUAUCUAUCUAUCUAUCUAUCUAUCUAUCUAUCUAUCUAUCUAUCUAAUUUAGUAUUUUGGGUAGUUUAAUAACCAUUUUUCAAAGAGUGUGAAUACUUAUUCCCUAAACUAUGCUUAAAUGUGUAUAUGGUUAAACCAUACUUUGGAUUUACUUAAAUUUUUAAUUUAUUUCAUUUAUUUCAUUAAAAUAUAGACUUCAGAUCGAUGCUAAUAAAGGGACACGUUUUAGAGAAGGUUGGUUCACUUGACCACUAGAGUUAUGUGUUGUGUUCUUAAUCUUUUAUGCAUUAGGUAAAAACGUCCUUCUAAAAUGCUGUAUUUUUAAUAAGAGUAUUGUUAGUCUGAAGGCUGAAAUUGUCAACCCUCAUUAACAAGUACUGUUCUUUUUCACUGUUUCAAAACAACAACAACAAAAAAGAAAGAAACCUUCUAAUAAAGUUCUUUUAGGCCA